GAUGAACGCAAAUCUCCAAAAGAGUUUCAUUUUGACAAGGUGUUUUCCGCAACUGCAUCACAAUCACAAAUCUACGAACGCAUGAUUCGUCCAAUCAUUGACCAAUGUCUUGAUGGAUACAACGGAUGCAUUUUUGUAUAUGGACAAACGGCUAGUGGAAAAACGUAUACAAUGCAAGGACCAUCAGCUAGCACUGGAUUUGAAGAAAGCGUGUCUACUUCGGAUAAUCGUGGUAUUAUUUUACGAGUCGCUGACCAGAUUAUAGAAUGCAUUCGAAAAUCAAAAGCCUCGACUACAUACUCGGUAACUGCAAGCUAUUUGGAAAUAUAUCAAGAACAGCUUAAAGAUUUACUAUGUCCUGCAGAUCAGCAAGACUCAAAAUCAGCAACUGGCAAGGAGCUUUAUGUAGAGGGACUCACUGAACGACAGCUUUCAACACCAUUGGACUAUCUAAAAAUGAUUGAGCUCGGUAUCAAACAUCGUACUGUAGCCGAGACUAACAUGAACAAAGUAUCGUCGCGAUCCCAUUCAGUACUCACAUUGAUCAUUGAACAUGCAGAUAAUGUAAACCAAAUCGGUGUUAAAAAGCGCAGCAAAAUCCACCUUAUAGAUUUGGCAGGCUCAGAGCGAGUCGAUUCUACUGGUGCUACAGGAACCCGACUUAAAGAAGGAGCAUCAAUCAAUCAAUCGCUCUCAUCUUUAGGAAAUGUGAUCAAUGCACUCUCCACUCACGCCAAGCAUGUCCCUUAUAGAGAUUCCAAACUAACGUAUUUGCUCAGCGAUUCGCUGGGUGGAAAUUCACUAACAGCCAUGAUUGCAUGUAUAUCCCCUUGUGCUGCGUCUUAUGAUGAAACAGUUGGUACGUUACGUUUUGCUGAGCGAGCCAAAAAAGUCACGAAUCAAGUUAGAGUAAAUGUCGAU
Molecule: messenger RNA, 921 nt
Organism: Batrachochytrium dendrobatidis JAM81
Lineage: Eukaryota; Fungi; Chytridiomycota; Chytridiomycetes; Rhizophydiales
Exons: 4
Biological process (GO): spindle elongation; microtubule-based movement; mitotic spindle organization
Cellular component (GO): microtubule associated complex
Molecular function (GO): microtubule binding; ATP binding; microtubule motor activity
Source: RefSeq, a predicted model, not a curated record